ACAGUAGUUGUCUCUCUGUUCUCGCCACAGUUCCAUCUGUGUGGCUCUGCCGAUACUGUCCCUGUACGCCAGGGCUUGCCUUCCUCCAGCUCCUUCCUAUCGAGCCUGGGAAGAAAAAACACAGAGGACAGCAAUAUUCUGUGCUGCCAGUGGCACCUUUUGCUGCCUCUAUGUUUAGCAGCGGUCUUGCUUUAAUUUUUCCUUGCAUAUGUCCAACAAUUUGAGAGAGAAUAUUUAUCAAGUGGAAAUUCAUUAUUACUUUUGGGUGGUUUGGUAAAGCCCCCAAACUCCCCAACAGGCACUGAACUUAAAGCGCAAGGCAAACGGAACAGGCUGGGAGGGAAAAGGGGAGGAGGAAGCUUAAUUUCUUCAUGCAGAAACUGGAUGGAACAAUCCUGAGAAGGAAGGAACAGCCACACUCUUUCCGUGACAUUCUGGAGAAGGUCAUGUUCCAUUUCAGCCUGAGAUGCACAACUGACUCACUCUCCUGGUGUUUCUGAAGAAAAGAAAUCAGUGAUCUGUUCUAACUGUUUCUGUUCUUAGGGAAGGACACAUUUUGUGUGGUGCUCUUUUAGCCACUUACCUGCUUUGAGUUUCUACAGUGACCAGCAGCGAAGGGAAAAUAUUAGAUCAUGUCGGAGUUCUGGCUAAUUUCUGCCCCAGGAGACAAAACAAAUCUGCAGGCAUGGGAGAGAAUGAACACUGUGACAUCUAAAUCCAACCUGUCCAGCAACAGUAAAUUCCAUAUUCCAGACUUAAAGGUGGGGACACUGGAUGCUCUUGUUGGUCUGUCAGAUGAGUUGGGAAAACUUGAUACCUUUGCUGAAAGUGUAAUAAAGAAAAUAGCCCAGUACAUAGGAGAAGUUAUGGAGGACUCAAAAGACAAAGUCCAGGAAAAUCUUCUGGCCAAUGGAGUUGACCUCAUUAGCUACCUGACACGGUUUGAGUGGGACAUGGCCAAAUAUCCUAUAAAGCAGCCGCUGAAGAAUAUAUCAGAAGCAUUAUCAAAGCAAGUGACUCAAAUAGAAGCAGACCUGAAGACCCGAUCAGCUGCGUACAACAACAUUAAAGGAAAUUUGCAAAGCCUGGAGAAGAAAACGAUGGGAAAUCUGCUGACCCGGACCCUGGCAGACAUUGUGCACAAAGAAGACUUUGUUCUCAAUUCCGAGUAUCUUAUCACGCUGCUCGUCGUGGUGCCAAAGUCAAGCUACGUACAGUGGCAGAAGACCUAUGAAUCACUCUCAGAUAUGGUAGUACCUCGCUCCACCAAAAUGAUUGCUGAGGAUGCAGAGGGAGGACUCUUCACUGUGACCCUAUUUAGAAAAGUGAUGGAUGACUUUAAGGCUAAAGCCAGGGAGAACAGGUUCAUGGUUCGAGAAUUUUAUUAUGAUGAGAAGGAACUGAAAUGUGAAAAGGAAGAGCUGAUGAAAUUAGCUUCUGACAAGAAGCAACAAUAUGGCCCCUUACUGCGCUGGCUGAAGGUGAACUUCAGUGAAGCAUUUGUGGCUUGGAUUCAUGUGAAAGCCUUGAGAGUUUUUGUUGAAUCUGUCCUGAGGUAUGGCCUCCCUGUGAAUUUCCAAGCAAUGCUGCUGCAGCCAAACAGGAAGUCUGUGAAGCGCCUGAGAGACGUCCUGAACGUGGUCUUCAAACACCUGGAUGAAGUUGCAGCAGCAAGUAUAAUGGAUCCUGGCAUGGACAUUCCUGGGUUACAACUGAGCAAUCAAGAAUACUAUCCUUAUGUCUAUUUCAAGAUUGACCUCAGUCUUCUUGACUGCAGUUAAAGAAGAAUUGCUCAAGCUUCAUCUAUUAAGUUUCAAGACUGUGAUGUUACUGUAAAACAAUCUUUAGCUGCUGAAAGUGAAAUUAAAAUGCAAAUACU
This is a messenger RNA of Melospiza georgiana, 1879 nucleotides long. RefSeq names its product ATPase H+ transporting V1 subunit C2 (gene ATP6V1C2). Gene Ontology annotation, cellular component: lysosomal membrane; vacuolar proton-transporting V-type ATPase, V1 domain. The transcript has 12 exons. The coding region runs from base 633 to 1781 and encodes 382 amino acids. The record is from RefSeq and is a predicted model, not a curated record. Gene Ontology annotation, biological process: proton transmembrane transport. Lineage: Eukaryota; Metazoa; Chordata; Aves; Passeriformes; Passerellidae. Gene Ontology annotation, molecular function: proton-transporting ATPase activity, rotational mechanism.